CAGGGUUCAGUGGGAUGGCUGGGUUAUGGGAGGAAAAAGAGGGUGUCAGCUACUGCAUAUAUUGGCCAGUCCAUCCUUCCUUGACUCACUUCCUCCUUCUCUCUUUUCAUUUGUGCUGGUCAAGCUCUGUGUGCAAACUUAACGUCAUCAUGUCCCAGCUGCAGCAAGGAAUGGGAAUACUCAUCGCUACCUUUCAUAAAUACUCCGGCAAGGAGGGAGACAAAUUAACUCUUUCCAAGGGAGAGCUAAAAGAUCUGCUUAACAACGAGAUGAAAGACAUGUUUCCGAAGUGCACAGAUCAAGCAGCACUGGACAAGAUAUUUAAGAACCUAGACGCUAAUGCUGAUGGCGUUGUGGACUUUCAAGAGUAUGCCACCCUUGUGGCCUGCGUUACCAUGAAAUGCAACGAGUUCUUCACAAAGAAGUAAUAAAUGAGGACUGACCCUUAACAGCCAAAAAUAAUGCAAAACACAUUUUUUUAGUUUGUUUGAUACACAGAAAGAAAUGUUUGGCAUCUUACAAUGAAAAAUGCAUGAGACAAAAAAAUAAAACGUUUAAAUAAUAUGUUUUAAAGACA
Hemibagrus wyckioides is the source of this 577-nucleotide messenger RNA. Its product is annotated as ictacalcin-like. The record is from RefSeq and is a predicted model, not a curated record. Gene Ontology annotation, molecular function: calcium ion binding; transition metal ion binding. The transcript has 3 exons. Bases 15 to 428 code for a protein of 137 amino acids. Lineage: Eukaryota; Metazoa; Chordata; Actinopteri; Siluriformes; Bagridae.